Molecule: messenger RNA, 1272 nt
Organism: Saccostrea cuccullata (small rock oyster)
Lineage: Eukaryota; Metazoa; Mollusca; Bivalvia; Ostreida; Ostreidae
Exons: 4
Coding region: 1-1272 (423 amino acids)
Source: RefSeq, a predicted model, not a curated record
AUGAUUCUUUUUAUAAUACUAAGGACAACAGAAGUGAAAAAUACCCAGGAAUCUGUGUCAUUGUCUGUCACAAAACUUGAUAAACAAGCCGCAAACGAGGGGGUGAGAAGUUCCGCUUCCAUUGUGAAAACUAAAGAGCCCAGGGAUACUGGAAUACAAAACAACAGUGAAGUUAAAACAUCAGCAGAGCCAAGAAAACCAGUAACAAAAUCGGGCCCAAUAAAUUUUGCUAAAGCUGUUACAACCAAAAUGCAAAACACCAAAGAAGAAGAAGUUGAGAACAUCUGGGAAUCUGUUCCAAACAAAAAGCCCAAAAACAGUUUUCCAUUCGGUGAUAGACCAAAGUUAUACAAGGAGGAGGAAGUCCCAGAGAGACCUGUUCUUACCACGAACUACGCCAACCUGAUACCUCCCCCAGGAGUCCAUGCCUCCCCUCAGAAGACAGAAAAGGAAUCCUGGGACGACGACGAACAGUAUCUGUACGUGUCCUCCAAACUACCCACCGCUGCUAGAGAGUGCUACCGGUGGAAGACCAGUGCCAAAGUCGUGAUGUCUGCAAAUGAAAACAGGAACAAUUCCGCCCAUCCCAGUGCUUUGGAGCAAGAAUCAAAAACACUAUCUUGUAAAGAACAUAGCUCAAGUGUUGAGGAUGGAAAGAAAAAUGAUGUAAAAUUGAAUCAAACUGAUUUACAAAGAAAUAGACCUGAUAUGCCUAGGUUUGUGCCUGGAAGUGGAUCUUUAAAACUUAGUGGAAAGAAAGAUGUAAAUGGAAAUAUUAAGGAAGAAAAAGACCAACCAGAACCACACAAAGCGCCAAAGCCAUGGCACCCUUACAGAAUAAUCUUCAAGGUUUCAAUCCCCAGGGUAAUUCUAAGAAGGUUGAGGAGUCAACAGUUCCGAGAGCUGGAGCAAUUACUUAAUAAUCAAAACACCAAUGAUUAUUGGAAUGUUACCAAUAUUACAAGGAAAUCUGUGCAAGUCAAGAAAGAAGUAGAGGUUAAGAAGUCACCUGACUCAUUGUCAUCAUUACAUGGUACACAGGACAAGUCUUCCAUCCAAUCAAGAGAGACCACAAAGCCUCUGAACCAAUCAGAAGAGAAGACUGAAUCCCUAAUAGCUUCAUUGCAGCGGAAGGCGUAUCAGAUGACCACUUCUAGCAGCGGCUCCUCUGGUGCUGUACAUGACUACUGGGCUAUUCCUACAAAACAACCAAUCAAAACAGAGAAUCCUAACAGUCCUCCUGAAUUUUUUAUAUCUCAAUGUGACAGAUAA